AUGGAUCCAGUCCCGGAGACGCCUGCCAUCGGGCCGGACACGGACCGCCGAGUCUCGAUCGAGGCCGCGGUCUGGACCAUGGUGGCGAUUUCUGGUGUUGUCAUGGCCCUGCGAGCGUGGGCACGGAUAUCCACCCGCAUGAUGGGCCACGAUGACCUGCACAUGGCCUUAUGCUGGCUUACAUUUAUCGCCCUCGGCAUCAUAACCACGCUGAUUGCCGAGUCAGGGGGCACACGGCACUUUGCUUAUCUGACUCUCGCGGAGAAGGAACACCAGGUCAAGCUGCAGAUCGUGCUGGAGAUGUUCGCCAUCCCCUGCACGGCCUUCGGCAAGGUGGCCGUGGCCUUCACCAUCCUGCGCAUCCUCAAGCAGUCGUCGGCCAAGUGGUACGCAUGGUCGUUGUGGGCCCUGAUCUGGCUCACCGCCAUCACGACGGCGGUCGACGUGCUGCUGGUGCUGUUCCGGUGCGGCGCGCCCGCCCACCUCUGGGACCUGGUCGGGCAGGCGACGGGCGCCUUCGCGUGCCUCGACGCGGGCGCCGUCUACGACUUCAACACGUUCGCCGCCGCCUUCCAGGCUUUUGCCGACUUCUUCCUCGCCCUGCUGCCCGUGCAUAUCAUCUGGGGCUUGCAGAUGCCCAAGGCGCGCAAGCUGGCCCUCAGCGCGCUGCUCGGCCUGUCCACCUUCACGGGCAUCGCCGCCUCGGUCAAGACGUCCAUCGCAGCCGAUCUGCUCGGCACCAGCACCGACCCUACCUGGGGCUUGUACGGGCUGGCCAUCUGGGCAGCGGUCGAAAUCACGUUGAUCGUCAUCUGCGGGUCGGUGCCCGCGCUCGUGCCGCUGUGGGAGCGCCUUGUUGGCCGCCGCCGCCGCCGGGGCUACGCCAACGCUAGUAACCCCCCUUACGUGGUCUCU
Chaetomium strumarium is the source of this 915-nucleotide messenger RNA. RefSeq lists its product as uncharacterized. The record is from RefSeq and is a predicted model, not a curated record. NCBI's taxonomy places the organism in Eukaryota, Fungi, Ascomycota, Sordariomycetes, Sordariales, Chaetomiaceae. The transcript has 2 exons. The annotation marks the transcript as partial.